Molecule: messenger RNA, 1378 nt
Organism: Rubroshorea leprosula
Lineage: Eukaryota; Viridiplantae; Streptophyta; Magnoliopsida; Malvales; Dipterocarpaceae
Source: the annotation of a GenBank genome assembly
UUAAAAAUAUCAAAAUCACAAAAUUUUAUAUUAAAUUAACUAGGCUACAUCAUAACUUUAAAUGGCUAAAUUAGUUUAUAAAUAAAUAAAUAAAUAAAAGAAAAUGUGGAGUGAAAUAAAGGAUGAUAUAGUGGAAUUUGUCCAGGAAUUUCACAAGAAUGGAAAGCUGGGCUCAGUAAUAGCUGACAUUAUUGGGGAACAUCAGUUGGCCUUCAUUGAAGGUAGGCAUCUAUGUGAAGGAGUUGCCACAGCAAAUGAAAUUAUUGAUGAUGCUAAGAGGAAAAAGAAGAAGAGCUUUGUUUUCAAAGUAGACUUCAAGAAGGCUUUCGACAAGGAAAUGGCUUGGAUACUUAACUGUAAAACUGGAGUUUUGCCCUUUAAAUACUUGGGAGUCCCAGUGGGGGGAAAUCACAGAAAACUUAGCAUAAUUACCCUCCUCAACUCUGUGCUCACAUCGCUCCCAAUCCUCUUCUUGUCCGUCUAUCUCGCUCCCAAAGGUAUUGUCAAAACUCUUGAUAAAAUUAGGAAUAAAUUUCUAUGGGGUGGAUGUGAAGAGACUAGGAAAGUGCAUUGGGUUAAUUGGAAAACAGUCUGUAUUAGUAAAAGGGAUGGAGGGCUUUGGGUUAAGGAUCUUAGACUUUUUAAUCAGGCAUUACUUGGAAAGUGGUGGGGUAGAUUGGCCAAGGGUUCUCCUGGGUUGCUUUUUAACCUGAUUAAAGAAAAAUAUGGGUAUGAGGGUGGAAAUUGGUGUAACUGGGUAAAAGAAGGGAAAAGUGCAAGGUCCAAUUGGUGGAAGGAUUUGUGCAAGCUAGAUGUACUAGAGGAGAAUAGAAGAGGUUGGCUAUCUGGGGGCUUCCAGAUUAGGAUCGGUAAUGGAGAGAAAGUUAGUUUUUGGAAGGAUUCAUGGAGUAAUACUAGAGUGCUUGCUAAUGUUUUUCCGAGAUUAUAUAUGCUUUCUACAGGGAAAGACAACACAAUUGAUGAGAUGGGUAGAUGGGAAGACAACAAAUGGGUUUGGAACCUUCCUUGGAGAUGCACCCCACACUCUUGGGAGCAAGAUUCCAUGCAAGAUCUCAACAAGCUCCUCAAGGAGACCAACCUGACCAUAGGGAAGGAAGACACUUGGACCUGGGAACGAGAUAAGUUGGGUGAUUACUCUACAAGCUCAGGAUACACUGCUUUGGUCCAACAUCAACCCUCACCAUACUGACAAGUUUUUGAGAAGAUUUGGAACCCCCUUAUUCCUCACAAAGUCCGUGGAUUCACUUGGUUACUACUACUUGACAGGAUUCCCUCAAAAUUCAACUUGUUGAAAAGGGGAUUAAUUAAGGAGAUGGAGGCUGUUAAGUGUAGCCUUUGUGGACAGAAUGUGGAAGAC